This is a messenger RNA of Anopheles aquasalis, 3009 nucleotides long. It is a transcript of the gene Setd3, whose product is annotated as SET domain containing 3. Gene Ontology annotation, biological process: actin modification; peptidyl-lysine trimethylation; peptidyl-lysine monomethylation. NCBI's taxonomy places the organism in Eukaryota, Metazoa, Arthropoda, Insecta, Diptera, Culicidae. The record is from RefSeq and is a predicted model, not a curated record. Gene Ontology annotation, molecular function: protein-lysine N-methyltransferase activity; protein-L-histidine N-tele-methyltransferase activity.
UCUCGUGUACGCACACGUGCUGUCUUCGAGCAGAGCAUCGGAGCUGAAAAACAAAGUUUUUAUCGUGUUUUUAAGCGAAAAAAUAUCCUAAAAUCAUUUGUUGCACUAUUAAAAUGUAUAUUAAAAAGUGUUGUAGUUUCAGAAACGUGUAAAAUGAGUUGCCGAGUGCGAUAUCUCUUCUCCAAAGUUCCAGCCUCCCUCUGACAACUGGCUGGCCGACCGGCAACAACAACAAAAAACCGGAAUCGAAGAGGAAACACGGCACGGCGGGGUGAUUUUCCGGCAUUUCCUUUCGUGUCUCAAAGCCGGCCGCGAGUGCAAAGCAAGUACCACCACCGGUGAUCGUGAUUUGUGUGGCGCUUCCCCCCUGUUGGUUCACGCGGUGAAUUACGUGUUGUUUACACACAUGCCCGUCAACAUGAUGAGCAGGUUUGCGUAGUUGUUCGAAAUACCGCAAAUACCGCACACGAUCGGCGCAAGUUUAUGAUAUCGCGACACACGGUUCACGGUGUGAUUCAGUCUGUGAUAGUCUGCUUAUCGGGAUCGCCUUUGGGUCGGAAUUUUUAUGCUUCCCCUUCGUGGUAGGAUCGAUCCCCGGGUUCUUGCUUCCGCGUGACGGCACAACGAGUGCAGCGAGAGCAAACGAGAGCGACCACCGUCGGCGCAUAAGAAUUCAAUUUUUUCGAUCUAUUUUUACCAACUCAACAACACUGAGUGAAGGACCGCACCCGUACGCACCCGCAAAAACCAGAAAAGUAAGCCAGAUUCGGCCUCGAGCGGAACGAGGCCGCGUGUCAUAGGACGUGCGUAAGUGAUAAAUUUCCUCAUCGCCGCGCCGCGAGGAAACGUUCAAAAUCACAUAAAUUAGCGUGACAAGCUAUAUAAACGGUGACAAGGUGCGUGGACUUGAUUUGAGAACCGAUCGUUUCAACAAUCGUGCCCUUCACGAUGAGCACCGGUAACCGGAAGACACUGCCGAUGGGCAAGCAAUCCGAGCUGAACGAUCUGGUGGAGCUACUGGUGCCACUUGGCUUCAAAGAUGCCAGCACCCUGACGGAUCAGCUGGCGCAACACCGGGAGAUGUAUGGCGUACUCGAACGGAUCCGGCGGCUCGAAUCGGAGCUGAAGCUAAGAACGACGAACGGACGACCGAGAGCGGACAAUGUGGACCGGUUCGUGCAAUGGGCCACCAGCAACGGCUGCUACUGUAACAAGGUGCACAUCGUCGAGCAUCCGGCGUACGGUGGGCUGGGCCUUGAAUCGACCGGUCCGAUCGGUGCCGGCGAGAGCGUCAUCGAAGUGCCAAAAGCGCUGUUCUUCUACGUCAACGAUGAGCCACGGUACCGGCAAGUCCUCGACCUAAUGCCGGGAGCGAUGAUGAAGGAACAGGGCAACAUUAUGCUCGCCUUGGCUCUCAUUAUGGAGCGCUUCCGGAAGGACAGUUUCUGGCGUCCGUACCUGGACGUGCUGCCGGAACGGUACACGACGCCACUGUUCUACACGCCCGAAGAUAUGAUCGAGCUGCGGGAAACGGCAGCCCUCGAACCGGCCCUGAAGCUGUGCAAAAACAUUGCCCGCCAGUACGGAUUCAUCAAAAAGUUCGUCCAGAGCAGAGUGGACGCACUGCAGCACAACUUUACCUACGACAUUUUCCGCUGGGCCGUUUCGACCGUGAUGACCCGCCAGAACAAGGUGCCCGUCAAUCUGUCGACGUUCGAGGAGCUGGACUUUACGCUCGCCCUCAUCCCGCUCUGGGACAUGGCUAACCACAUUACGCCCGAGCAGCGGGACGGCGGCCACCGGCACAACAGCAGCAGCAGCAGCAGCCCGCUAGUGACAGAUACGGCGUACUGUUCGAAGCUCGAGAAGCUCGAGAGCAUCCUCCAGGCGGACUGCACCAAGGCCGGUGAACCAGUCUUCAUCAACUACGGCAAGCGAACCGAUGCCGAGUUUCUCGUGCACAACGGGUUUUCAUUUGCGAAAAACCCCAACACACGCAUCACGAAGCUGUUUGCGUUGAACCGUACCGACGGGCUGUACAAGAAGCGUGCCCGGUUGCUGGAGCUGCUCGGUGUCCCGACCGUUGGCAAGAUGGAGUUUGGGUACGGUGAGCACGACUCGGGAGAACUAUCGCCGCCCCUGUACGCACUUUCACGCGUAAGCGUACUGACGGAGGAUGAGCUCGAUUAUUACAUCGACACUGUUGAUGAUCCGCUGAAGCGUGCUGAAUUGUGCCAACGACGGUUUGAGCCGCCUACCGAGGCCAUACCGAGCGUGGACGACCUUCGCAAGCGACAGCGCCACUGGCUGGCGAGUGCAAUGGAAACCAUCCUUCGCCGGUACCCGACCACGGUGGAGCAGGAUGAGGCGUUACUGCACGAGAACCCACCGCACCGUUUGCAUCAUCUGCGCCGGCUGUUGAUUGAAUUCCGGCUGCACGAGAAGCGCGUUCUGCACUCGUUCAUCGAAGAUUGAGCCGUCGAGGAGGGCCAUGAAAGUAGCUACCAUGGAGACAACACACCAAACCAAGAAGGCGUGGUGGCGGUGGAAGCAGCUUCUAACACAACACAUACGGCCCUGUCGCUUUCGAGUGAAAUUUUGAUUAAGCAAAUCGCUUCUAAACCACAGCACGAACGGCAAACAAACGGUUACGAUCUCCUAGGCUAUCGGUUGCUUGAUCCAAGGUACCGAUACUUUGUGGCCCAUGCACGCUUCCAAGCGAAUUAGUAUUCCACAAUCACGCUCGCUAAACUUCCUAAUGCAAAAAGUAUCUAUCGUUUUUUUUUUCGCGCCCUAGAUGAUUUAAGCACACGCUCCACGCGUCUUUCCGCAUCACGCUUAGCGUAUAGCUUUUGUAGCUUUCCUUUACUUUACCUUUACUAAACUUUUCUUCGUAGCUUAUAUGCAAUCGCGUCCACAUUACCCUUCCCCAAAUUGUGGAUCACCGAUAAGGUUGUAUAACGAAACCAAAAUGAAACCACAAUAAACGUAUUUAUAUAUACCUACUAA